AUGACAGGCCUCACUCCUGAACGCGCCCAGCGCGUUCAUGGCUCACCUCCUAAAGUUAGAGUGUCCAGGAAGCGCAAGGCAGACAGCCAGGAUCCUGUCGUUGACCCCAAUACGCCAACUCCUCUAGCGAGCAAAGCCUCAGCCCCGGCGACGGAAGGCCACAAGCGCCAGAAAACAGGUACUUUUAGUGACCACCUUUCUAAAGUCAUAGCAAUUGCUGCAAAGAGCACUACUAGUCUGGAGAUGGCUGACCCCAGCGGCUCCCCUCAAGCGCCGCCAAAGCAGGCGCGCAAGUCAGCCGAGACUAAGGCUCCGGUCGUCCUCAAGUUCGUCUCUAAGCCUAGAUUGGCCACGCAUAGUGGGGACGCGGAUAUGAGGGAUAUCCACGAUUGCGUUCCAGCUAAGCCUAGGAUCACCGGCUUUCUAGGUGCGCUCCCGCCAUUGACCUCAGCUAAGGAUGCCACAGAAGGCAUUGCGGGUGCAGCAACCGCUGUCAAGGACGCGUCGAAUUGGGGUACACGACCGGUCAAGGGUCCCAAAACGACACGGACACUGAAUGCGCAGGAUGUGACUCCGGCUGCCGCUCCUCCUGAAUCCAUCUCACUAGUAUCUAAUCUGAAUGCAAUCCGACCUGCUAAUGCUCCUUCAACGGCUUUCAACCGUCCAGCGCCAACCAAGGUUUCGCCAUGGGAUGAAGAUUUCCCAGCGCCGACGUGCACCUACAACCAGUCGAUUCCGUGCCCUAUCGACUGGGAGUACAUUCGGACCCACGCCAAAAAGUAUACUAAAACACCCCUGACUGACAAGCACAUUCGAGCUUACGAGCUCCGUGCUCCAUGGAACCCCGGCGAGCGACCGACUUUCAACGAAAUUCUUAAGGAACUUAGGGAAACGGGUGACCAGGGUGCGGUGACAUCCGAAGAAGGUAUCCGGAAGCAGUUCUUCAAGGCCAACCAGCGGGUCUAUGAUGCCACUGGCGUCUACUUCGAGAACUCACCGCAAGGCCUGGACGAGUUUCGCAUCAAGAAGCGGGAUCAGCCAGUCACAGGCGAAGCCGCAACCGUGCGGAAGCGAAACAAGUACAGGGCAGGCAUCUGCCUCGGCCACACCGUGAAGGUCUACCUGCAGCCUUCCGAGAAGGAGCGCAAACUCCGAUGCGUCGAAUGCUUUCAAGCAGAGCAACCUUGCAAGGAAUGCAGCCUCGCUGCCGAACCAGACGAGAAAUCUACCCAUGGAGACGAUCGUUGUCUGGAAUGCUGCAUGGAAGGCAGUUGCUAUGACGGAGCCUGUCGCAUGACCGACAUUGACUGCUGCCCCAAGUGCUGCGAUCCUAUGGAGGGCAUGUGCUUGUGCCCAUGCCGCUGCAAUCCGCAGCCGCUCAAGCCGAACCACUCGCGUCUUCGGUACCUUGAGCAUAUCUCCCGCAUGGGCUCUCCAGCCGGCUGUCCUAAGCACAGCCCGCUGCCUGUGCGGGAGCUGACUCGCGAGCAUAUCGAAGCCGUCUCUUAUCGGGAUAUUGAACCGGAGAUGAUUCUCAAGGUCUCUGAAGAGAUCUUCGAUCUCUACACGAGCUGCUUCUCCCCAACGAUACGCCACAAGUUUCCUGAGCGCAUCAAUUUUCUGGAAGCGUGGGGCAAGACGGAUCUGAUCUACGCUGAUGCCGCUGCGUCUCCCACGCUCGGCGACGUUCUGAAGGUCUACUGCUUGUCCCAAGCGAUGGAUACACCGGACGUCAGCGACAUGGUCCUCGAUCAUAUCAAAAACGUUAUACGUGAUGAGGAAGAGCUCAUUGAGCAGUACAGGUCGGGGGAGUUCGACAUGCACGACAAAACUGAUGCCUCUUGUCGAAUCUUGGACUUGGAACCUGAGGACUUCAAUUACGUCUGGGGCAAUACCACCUCCGACGACCCGAUCCGCCUUCUCUUGCUUGACAUUUUCUCCCACAAGGGUGACGCCGCCCGCACGAGGAUCGAGGAAGAGAAAGAACACUGGCAUCCGGAGUUCCUCAUGUACCGAAAGAUGCGAGACCGAAAGAAGAUAGACGACAAACUCACAGCCCUCAAUGCGCGUAGCGACAAUCUGAGCCAGCAAGUACAAUUAGCCACGAUGUUUGAUUGGGAUCACGCUCCGCUUGAUCAAAUGUACACGGAGAUCAACGCGGCUGAAGCGAGAUGCAGGGAACUACGACCGGUGUUAGAAAUUCUACAUCCACAGAUUGAUCUCCUAAAAGAAAAAGCAUCCAACCAUCUCGAAGAAGGCGGCUUGAUCGGCCGACUAGUCUACCGCCCGCGCGAUGACGGGAUGCCUCACGACGAUGGCGUCUGGCACUCACACAACGCAUGUCUGUUCGAGGGCUGGCUGCCUAAGCAGUCCGUCUUCGGCAACGGAUGGUCCGACAAAGAUAUCGAAGAGCGUCUUGUGCAGAAUGACACCGUGCGGUGUCUCUCCCCUAAAGAUGACGAAGCUUUCUGCAACACGUAUCAUAAUAACUGCUCUAAUGGCGUCGGGUGCUGUAAAGCGGAACCGGCGCUUGAUGCUGAGGAGGAGGAUGAAGAAGGGUACGAUAGCGAGAAGGAGGAUGAGGACGAAGAGAUGUCAGACAUCGAUGAUUAUGAUGAGGGAGACCUGUGGCGUUUCCCAUGGGCGUAA
Molecule: messenger RNA, 2649 nt
Organism: Trematosphaeria pertusa
Lineage: Eukaryota; Fungi; Ascomycota; Dothideomycetes; Pleosporales; Trematosphaeriaceae
Exons: 3
Coding region: 1-2649 (882 amino acids)
Source: RefSeq, a predicted model, not a curated record